This is a messenger RNA of Pseudonaja textilis, 1007 nucleotides long. RefSeq names its product phospholysine phosphohistidine inorganic pyrophosphate phosphatase (gene LHPP). Gene Ontology annotation, molecular function: inorganic diphosphate phosphatase activity; phosphatase activity. Gene Ontology annotation, cellular component: cytoplasm; cytosol. The record is from RefSeq and is a predicted model, not a curated record. Lineage: Eukaryota; Metazoa; Chordata; Lepidosauria; Squamata; Elapidae. Gene Ontology annotation, biological process: dephosphorylation.
AGCCGAGCUGGGGGCGGGGCUUGUCCGGUAUGGCUGAUGCAGUCUUAGCGGGCGCAGAGGGAGUUCUAUUAGAUAUUAGUGGGGUGCUUUACGACAGCGGAGGCGACGGAGGCGGAGUCCCCAUUCCUGGAUCUAGAGAAGCUGUAAGAAAGAUCAAGGCAUCUGGUCUAAAGCUGCAGUUUUGCACUAAUGAAACUCAAGCUACGAGGGACAAAUUUGUAAAAAAGUUGCAGCAUUUGGGGUUUGACAUUGCGGUAAAUGAAGUCACUGCUCCAGCACCUGCAGUAUGUCGAAUUCUGAAGGAGCGCAAACUGAGACCUCAUCUUCUUGUGCAUGAUGAUCUCAUUCCUGAAUUUGCCGAUAUCGAUAAAACAAAUCCUAACUGUGUAGUAAUUGGGGAUGCAGCAGACAACUUUUCUUACAAAAAUCUGAAUGAUGCUUUCCAAAUUCUCAUAAGCCUGGAAAAUCCAGUUCUGCUGUCUUUGGGAAGAGGACGCUAUUAUAAAGAAACAGAUGGACUAAAACUUGAUGUUGGAGCAUAUAUGAAAGCACUGGAGUAUGCCUGUGAUAUUCAAGCUGAGGUGGUGGGAAAACCGGCCAAAAUGUUUUUCCGAUCAGCUUUGACAGAAAUGGGCAUUGAACCUCACCAGGCCAUCAUGAUUGGAGACGAUAUUGUAAACGAUGUAGGAGGAGCCCAGCAAUGUGGAAUGAGAGCUGUACAAGUACGGACAGGAAAAUACAGACCUUGUGAUGAGCAACAUCCAGAAGUCAAAGCUGACCUUUAUGUGAACAAUCUGGCAGAAGCUGUUGAUAUAAUUCUCAAGUAUUUUCAUAAAUAAAAAUGCUGCAGGGGUCCACUUAAGGCAGAUGUUAAUGUAAGACCUUCGGUGUAGCUGCACAUUUCUAGCAAUGUUCAAACCUUCCUCCAUUGUUUAUGGACUAAUUGGGAAGCAACUUACUAGUUUAAUUUGCCAUUGUAUCCAGCUAAAGUGAUAUAUUAACCACAA